AUGCGACCUGGUACACACAUUGCCCUAAGUGGUUCGUACCGUCACAUCACAUUUCACCCUCAGAGAAAAGUCGUUGGACACCGCCUCGAAAUCAUUGCGGGAAAACACAGAAGGCGCAGGCUUCUGCCACCGAAGGUCCCGCUGCACCCCUCCGCUGCAGCAGCAGCGGUAGCGGCAGAACGCGCAGCUCCCGGUGUGAUAACUCCGGCUGCUCCCCAACAAGACCUUUCUUUGUUUGAAACCUACAAAGAUUUACAGCUACGGUGGAAGCGAACAACGAGGCAGUCUCGCAAGAAAUUCAGUAUCGCGAGAAAAUGGAGACAGCAUUUGGCAUGCCGGCCGCAGCCCGAACCUAAGUGGCUCAUUUUCCUCCACCCACAGAUGGGCAAAGGGGCUACUGAAGGGCCUCGGGACCAGAAAAUCGGCCGACGUCGGGCCGCCGUGCCGCAUCAGCCAGAUUCAGAACACCCUACACAGACGCAUGAACAGGCAAGAGAACACAGUGACUUACAACGAGGAAAUCAAAUCGAAGACGGCCAAGAGGAAAAAGAGCAACAGCCUGUAGGGCAGCAACAGUUGAUAGCUCCAGCAGGAAACAUUGGAGCAUUCCAGCGCUUCCAGGGGACUCACAGCGAGCGACCGUCUUUUCGCCUCUCGUACGACCCCAAGGAAAUAUUCUGUGUCUUCAAGAGCAGCGCUUCCGCGCAGCACAAGGCAAGACAAACUGCACAGCUGAACCAGUUGUGGAAGUGCAGCAGUGGCGACAAGGUUGUGUUUGGAACGGUUCUCAUCGCCGGUACGCGCGAGUGGACUGUACUCGGCAAGCCCACGAUUCGCCACUGGGUGACUAUGAUCAGAAUAGAGGAGAUCGAAGUCGAUGUGCAAAUGAAGGAAGACCCCCCAAUUCAACGUCCCAAAAGUUUGUUGGAUCUUUGGGCCAACCGCUGGCUCUACCCUGAGGAACUAGAGGGCAUUAAAACUGACGCCAAUGGAAGACCUCUAGUAGAGGCUAUUUACAAUGGCGAAGAGCACCAGCAGGGCACAUAUCACCGAAGAGGCUUGGCAGCUUGCUACAGGUGGUUGCCCGACCCAAAAGCAACGCACUGGAAACGCUGA
Molecule: messenger RNA, 1116 nt
Organism: Eimeria necatrix
Lineage: Eukaryota; Apicomplexa; Conoidasida; Eucoccidiorida; Eimeriidae
Exons: 9
Coding region: 1-1116 (371 amino acids)
Source: RefSeq, a predicted model, not a curated record